AGGAACAUUAGUAGUUAGGCCACAAUGUUCACACAACAUGGGGAUAAAUUUGCCCGUGAUCAAAUUACCCCACAUAGGUUAAGUUUGCUGAUUUUGAUUAAAAACUAUGCGGAUAUAUGUGAUGGAAAACAUGCGGAUUACACACGGAUGGUGUGGCAAGAUGACUUUGCAAGCAAGCGACUAUUAGAUCGUUCUAUUCUCACUUGGCUUCAACAAUCAAACGGAUCGCUUAAAGAAAUGAUACGCAUCGUUGGUUUAUGUUCCAAAGUUUUACACGAGUCGUUUAAAUCAAUGCUGGACGCCAUUUGUAAUUUUGAAAGCAUCGAAAAUCUUGAAAACUUUUUCUCCAACCUCGGUUAUUCGUUGUUUCAAUCGAACGAUUCUGAUUCAACGCUUCAAAAAUGUUUGCUAGGUUUAUUCUGUCGCAGAAUGUUGAUUUAUUACGAGCGUCUCGCGUUCUGUGAACUUCAACCUUUAUUUGAUUCCUUUAUUAAAUAUUGUGCACCUAAUGUUCCAAUGGAUAAGCCACUAUCCGAUCCUCUUAGUCAGAAUGGGAGCCCUGAUGAAUCUGGCAACACUGCAGUUGCCAUGGACAGCAAUAAAGUAGAUGACAUGGAGUUGGAAUGUCAGAGUGAGAUGGACAGCAAGAGUAGCAGGGAUUCUAUUGACACCGAACUCAAAGCGUCUGAUCUAAAAACUGAGAAAUGCGAAGAGUUUGAUUCCCCUGAUUAUUUUUCGCGCCAACAAGCAGACAACUUUUUUAAACACCAAGCCAUGCUAUUGGAACACAACGAGGCUGAUGCGUUGCCUCCCGUUAUUUUGCAACAAAGAAUCCGACAGUUUCUUAAAACCAACCCAGAGUUAACACAAGCACAUUUCUUAAGUUACUUGAACAGUUUAAGAUUGGGUGAAUUCUGUGGAGCAAUGGACAGCCUACUAAUGUUUAUGAUUCGACAUAAUUGGAAAAGUUUCCCACUUUUUCCUAAACUUGAUGAUGAGAAUUUGAAUAAAAACCAAAGGUACGCGACCCUUAACCUCGCUUUGCUACAUUUACGUUUCGGCCACACGGAGGCAGCAUUGGCAGCAACGAAGGAAUCGAUAAACUUGGCGCAUCUUUCUAAUGACCCCAUGUGUUUACAACAUUCCAUGGCCCUUCUACACCACCUGCAACCAAAAUCAAGUCGCCAACAAAUGGCGGAAGAAGUUAUUAAACCUGCCAAGAAACAUGGCUUGGCGGAACUUGCUUUUAACGCAACUCAAGCUUACACCAAGAGUGAAGGGUUACACAAUGGUAAACCUGAUAAGUUAUUUCGUAAUCUAACGGCAUCAGAUGUGCUGCAAUGUUCCAAACCAUUGACCUACUUUUCAAUGACAAGCGUAACUCAUAAAGCUUCACUGUGGAGAAUGUAUGGGAAAAGGUGGAUAAUUGUAAAAGUUUUAUCUUAGCCUGGCGGGAAUGAUAG
Messenger RNA from Ciona intestinalis (vase tunicate), 1463 nucleotides. NCBI's taxonomy places the organism in Eukaryota, Metazoa, Chordata, Ascidiacea, Phlebobranchia, Cionidae. The record is from RefSeq and is a predicted model, not a curated record.